GAGGAGCUUGCAGCGAUAAGAUUCACUACACGCGCCAUCAGCAUCAAAAACUUGCAGUUUAUCCAUCUGUCCUCAUCUCUCUCCAGCGCACUUGUUUUUGCGAACACACACGGGCGUCUUAAUUAGUUUUCCUCCCGUUGGAAGGUGCGCAGGUGCAUCCCACGGCUAUUACUCGCUCCCUGCUUAGUUGAUUAUGGUCACAACCCCCGCGGUGCCAAGGUGGAGUCACCGCGCGUAUCUCGGAUCGGUGCGCUUCUCCAGGGGAUGGGAUGCGCACCGGGCACCUCUCGCUUCCUGCCUAGUUUUGGGUCUGGGCAGGAGUCAAGCGCUGCCCCAGGGCGCCGCAGCAGGAGGACCCAGUCGACCCGGAGCAGGAUGCCGGUGAUGAGAGGGCUGCUGGCCCCACAAAACACAUUCCUGGACACCAUCGCCACCCGCUUCGAUGGCACCCACAGCAACUUUGUUCUGGGAAACGCCCAGGUGCAGACGCUCUACCCCAUCGUGUACUGCUCCGACGGGUUCUGUGAGCUCACGGGUUACGCCCGCGCCGAGCUCAUGCAGAAGAGCUGCGCUUGUCACUUCCUGUACGGCCCGGAAACCAGUGACCAGUUAACGGCCCAGAUCCAAGGAGCCCUGGACGAGAGGAAGGAGUUCAAGACCGAACUGGUCUUCUACAAGAAGGAAGGUGCACAGUUCUGGUGCCUUCUGGACAUUGUACCCAUCAAGAAUGAAAAGGGGGAAGUCGUUCUGUUCCUCGUGUCCCACAAAGACAUCACGGACAAGAAGAAGGACCAGGAUCCUGAACAUGGGCCUGACACAGACGAGGAGACGGGUCUGAAGGUGCAUCAGGUGACUCGCCCGCCAGGUUUCAACACCAACCGGCGCCGCAGCAGAGCGGUUCUCUAUCACCUGUCGGGACACCUGCAGAAACAAGACAAGAGCAAACUGAAGCUCAACAAUAACAUGUUUGGGGAGAAGCCUCCCAUCCCAGAGUAUAAAGUAGCAGCCAUCCAGAAGUCUCGCUUCAUCCUGCUCCACUAUGGAACCUUCAAGGCCGGCUGGGAUUGGUUGAUUCUGCUGGCGACCUUCUACGUGGCCGUCACUGUGCCCUAUAACGUGUGUUUCACUGUGGUGGGGGGGCGGGAUGAAGGAAGCAGCACCGCCCCACGAAGCCCGCCCAGCGUCAGCGACAUCCUCGUGGAGAUCCUGUUUAUUUUAGACAUACUUCUCAACUUUCGAACCACUUUUGUGAGCACGUCAGGUCAGGUGGUGUACGACGCCCGCUCCAUCUGCGUGCACUACGUCACCACCUGGCUCUUUGUCGAUCUCAUCGCCGCCCUGCCCUUUGACCUGCUGUACGCGUUCAACGUCAGCGUGUACUUUGGCGUCCACCUGUUGAAGACGGUUCGGCUGCUGCGGCUGCUGCGGCUGCUGCAGAAGCUGGAGCGAUACUCGCAGUACAGCGCUGUGGUUCUCACUCUGCUGAUGUCCAUGUUCGCCCUGCUGGCCCACUGGAUGGCCUGCGUCUGGUACUUCAUCGGUCGCAAGGAGAUCGAAAGUCCUGGCUCCUGGGAUAUUGGUUGGCUCCAUGAGCUGGCCAAGCGUCUGGGGACCCCCUACUUCCUGCCCCCGCUGACCACGCUGUUCUCCGCCACAGUCAGCAACCUCCCGGCCAACAGCAGUCAGUGGAACGUGUCGGGGUCAGAGGUCAGAGCGCAGGGCUCCUGGAACUCCAGCCACUAUAAUGGAAACAUGUCUGGAGGCGAGGCCGUGUCGGGGACGGGCACCGAGGGCGGGAGCUUCGGGGUGCUGGGUGGCGGACCGUCGAUGCGUAGCAGCUACGUGACAUCGCUCUACUUCGCUCUCAGCAGUCUCACCAGUGUGGGAUUUGGAAAUGUGUCAGCCAACACGGACUCAGAGAAGAUCUUCUCCAUCUGCACCAUGCUCAUAGGAGCGCUGAUGCACGCAGUGGUGUUUGGUAACGUGACGGCCAUCAUCCAGAGGAUGUACUCGCGCCGCUCGCUCUACCACACCCGCACCAAGGACCUGAAGGACUUCAUCCGGGUGCAUCGGCUGCCCAAAGCUCUGGAGCAGCGCAUGCUGGAGUGUUUCCAGACCACCUGGUCGGUCAACAACGGAAUAGACGUCAAUGAGCUACUGAAGGACUUCCCGGACGAGCUGAGGGCCGACAUCGCCAUGCACCUGAACAAGGAGCUGCUGCAGCUGCCCCUGUUCGAGUCGGCCAGCAGGGGCUGCCUGCGCUCCCUCUCCCUCAUCAUCAAGACCUCCUUCUGCGCGCCGGGCGAGUUCCUGAUCCGCCAGGGAGACGCCCUGCAGGCCAUCUACUUCGUCUGCUCGGGCUCCAUGGAGGUCCUGAAAGACAACACUGUGCUGGCCAUACUGGGUAAAGGAGAUCUGAUUGGCUCCGACUCCCUGACGAAGGAGCAGGUGAUCAAAACCAACGCCAACGUCAAGGCCCUGACCUACUGCGACCUGCAGUACAUCAGCCUCAAGGGCCUCCGCGAGGUCCUCCGGCUCUACCCCGAGUACGCCCAGAAGUUCAUCAGCGAGAUCCAGCACGACCUCACGUACAACCUGCGAGAAGGCCACGGGGCUGACGUGGACUGGGAGAGUAACGGCGGUCUGAUGAAGAAGCUGCCGUCGAUCCGUGAGGAUGAGGAGGGCGGCGAGGAGCAGAACUCCGUGUCUCGUGCUCCUCGCUCCCCGCUGCGUCUCAGCAGGGGGCUCAACUCGCCGCUGCGCUCCCCUCUCCUGCCGCCCAGGCCAUUCCGCGCUCCCUCCGAGCACAUCCGCCCCUCCACCCUACAGAUACCUGUGGUCAGCUUCUGCAGCGUGCCGCCUGAACUCAGCCCCAGAUUCGUGGACGGCAUCGAAACAGAGAGUAACUCCACAUCCUCACACAAGUUCGAGUUCAGUCCCAGCAUGUCGCCUGCAGCAUCGCCCUCCCCUUACCCAGGGAACCGAGAGCCCUCUGAGAUCAAGCAGAGUGUGUGUAAACUGACUGAAGAGAUGAGCAGCCUCUCUAAACAAGUCUCCAUGCUCAGUCAGGAGCUGCAGGAAAUAACACGCCUGCUCAAGCCCCUCCUCCAAACAUCACCGCAGCCAAUCCUGAUGACCAUGAUGCCAAAUUUAACCCUGCCCCCUAGCAGCAGUGCCAGCCAGCUAUCAACCAGCACCUGCCUCGUGCUGCCCCGCCCCGCCACACCUUGUCCCCUCCAGAGACCUGAAACUCACUCCCUGUUGGACAGUGGAGACAUAGAGGGGGUGGACCUGCCAGGAUGUCUUCUCCCAACUCCUCCUUCACCGAAAAGGCUUAAUUCAUCUUCUUCACAGCUCCCGUCCAAACCCCCAGGUGUCAACAUGAAGUCCCCCACCCAGUCCAACCCCCCCUCCCCUGAGGAAGGACUUCUUGAGGAUGACCUCCACCCCUCCCCCAGUAACGGGAUGUAUUUGCCCUCUCUGCAGGACCAGCCUCACACCCCUUCCCCGUCUCUCUCCUUCUCCAUGUCUCUCUGCUCCUCGCCAUCCCUUUCCCCCUGCCAAGGCCCCCACCUGUCCAGACCUGGCAGCUGUGCCAGCAGAGGCCUGCUCCCCCCGACUCCCUCCCAGGACACCCCUCCUCCCCCGUUCUCCCACUGCUCAGCUCCCCCGUCUCUCACAUCCUCCCCCGGAAAUCAUCAGCUGAGGCCUUCCCCUUCCGUUCCUCUCAUAUCCCCCCUCCACCCCUCCAGCGCCCCCCUCCACCCCUCCAGCGUCUCCCUGCCCUCGUCUCUGGACUUUGUUAGUGUAAGGAGAAGGCGGGGGGACAUCCAGACUCCACCUUGGUGCAACUCACAGCUGCACCGCGGCGAGGCCGGCCCCGUCGCCUGUCCCCAGGAGCUGGAGAUGCAGGAGUGGGGACGACAGGUGGAGGAGGGGAAGUCGUCCACAGAGCACAUCAGCUUCAUCGAUGAAGAGGAGGAGCCGGCGCUAAUAACGGUUCCAACUGAGCAAAAGUGAGAGACGAGCAGCAGAGAACACAAGAGACGGAGAAGACGGUGAAGGCUUGACGGUGGAAACAGACCAGGUCCAUUUCACAAACAGGAAGUGAUUCAUCAGGCAGGAAAUGCUGAAAGGACAGACGGGUAAACAGAAACACACCUGGGGGGCCGAGACAUAAAGCCAGCUGUCAGCAAAUCAGUGUGAAAGAAUACUUCUGCGCUGAUCGACCACAGAACUACAACAGCACAACUUGUCUUACAGCAUCAACACUUCAGUAGCAUCAGUGCCCCCCCGCAGCUCCUGGGACACAUAUUGUCUGGAGCUCAUUAUACAACAGUUGCUUUUUACACACCAACACGUUCGCGGAUGACCCGAGCCCCCGCACUGGGAAUGUAAAACUCCUCAUUCAGUUUGCUUCACCAUUUUGUAUUUUAUUUAAAAUGUUAAAUGAGGAAAACACUCGUCGAGCAUCUCUUCAGUCGUUCACAUCAUUCAUGUACAACAACAACAACAACAACAACAACAACAACAACAACGAAUUGGUUUUAACGUUUAACACAAAUGUUUUGUCUGUAAAAGAAGUUUGAAGAGCAGACGAGGAUGUGGAGGAGCAGGACUGCUUCUGUUCGCAUGCAGUGAAGCGUGUUGGGUUGUGUGCCAAAGACAAAACGCAAGAUUUAU
Cottoperca gobio is the source of this 4683-nucleotide messenger RNA. It is a transcript of the gene kcnh3, whose product is annotated as potassium voltage-gated channel, subfamily H (eag-related), member 3. The record is from RefSeq and is a predicted model, not a curated record. Gene Ontology annotation, cellular component: plasma membrane. The transcript has 15 exons. Gene Ontology annotation, molecular function: voltage-gated potassium channel activity. Lineage: Eukaryota; Metazoa; Chordata; Actinopteri; Perciformes; Bovichtidae. Gene Ontology annotation, biological process: potassium ion transmembrane transport; regulation of membrane potential. The coding region runs from base 265 to 4020 and encodes 1251 amino acids.